UAAUAAUUUUCUUUCUAGGCCUGUCAAAAUUUGCGAAACUAGCCCGAUCGGUGACGAGAAGUCGUUCAGUGCUGGUCUCGCAAUUUUCGUCCCAUCUGCCCAACCUCAAGGACACGACCAAGCAGUCUCACUUGGCUCAAAUGAUGAGUUUGAGCGCUGACAUCAUGCCCCAGUACCGACAAGAGGCUCCCAAGACGCCCCCGCACAUUCUGCUCCACUACUGCGCUUUCAAAGCCAUCUGGGAUUGGAUUAUACUCUGUUUGACUUUUUAUACCGCUAUUAUGGUUCCUUACAAUGUAGCAUUUAAGAAUAAGACGUCAGAAGACGUUUCUCUGCUGGUUGUGGACUCAAUUGUCGAUGUGAUAUUCUUUAUUGACAUAGUUCUUAAUUUUCACACGACCUUCGUCGGCCCCGGAGGCGAGGUCGUGUCAGAUCCCAAGGUCAUCAGGAUGAACUACCUUAAGAGUUGGUUCAUCAUCGAUCUACUCAGCUGUCUGCCCUACGACGUGUUUAAUGCUUUCGAUCAUGAUGAAGACGGCAUCGGAAGUUUAUUUAGUGCUCUAAAAGUAGUGAGGCUUCUGCGAUUAGGAAGGGUAGUACGAAAACUGGAUCGGUACUUAGAAUACGGAGCUGCCAUGCUGAUCCUUCUUCUGUGUUUCUAUAUGCUGGUAGCUCAUUGGCUCGCGUGUAUAUGGUACUCAAUAGGAAGAUCUGACGCGGACAACGGAGUUCAGUACAGUUGGCUGUGGAAAUUAGCGAAUAUUACCCAAAGUCCGUAUUCGUACGUUUGGGCUAAUGACUCAAGUACUCCGGAGUUGAUCAAUGGACCUUCAAGGAAGACCAUGUACGUCACCGCAUUAUAUUUCACCAUGACUUGUAUGACGUCGGUAGGCUUUGGCAACGUCGCAGCCGAGACUGACAACGAAAGAAUUUUCACUAUUUGCAUGAUGAUUAUCGCUGCGCUGCUCUACGCCACCAUUUUCGGCCAUGUCACUACGAUUAUCCAGCAAAUGACCUCGGCCACGGCCAAGUAUCACGACAUGCUCAACAACGUGCGGGAGUUUAUGAAGCUGCACGAGGUCCCUAAGGCCCUAUCGGAGAGGGUGAUGGACUACGUUGUAUCAACGUGGGCAAUGACCAAAGGCUUGGACCAGGAUAAGGUGUUAAAUUUUUGUCCAAAAGACAUGAAAGCCGACAUCUGCGUCCACCUAAACCGCAAAGUCUUCAACGAACACCCAGCUUUUCGCUUAGCCUCCGACGGUUGUCUUAGGGCCCUCGCCAUGCAUUUCACCAUGUCCCAUUCCGCUCCAGGAGACCUGCUCUAUCAUACGGGAGAAUCCAUCGAUUCCUUAUGCUUUAUCGUAACCGGGUCUCUGGAAGUCAUCCAAGACGACGAGGUGGUGGCCAUAUUGGGCAAGGGAGAUGUUUUCGGAGACUCGUUUUGGAAAGACAACGCAGUAGGCCAAUCGGCAGCGAAUGUCCGCGCUUUGACCUACUGCGACUUGCACACCAUCAAAAGAGAUAAACUCCUGGAAGUAUUAGACUUUUACCAAGCGUUCGCGAACAGUUUCGCUAGGAACUUAAUAUUAACGUACAAUUUACGGCACCGGUUAAUAUUUCGGAAGGUGGCAGACGUCAAGAGGGAAAAAGAACUAGCGGAGAGAAGGAAAAACGAACCCCAGCUCGAUCAAAACCAAGACCACCUCGUGAGGAAAAUCUUCUCCAAGUUCCGGAGGGAUCGGAGUCAAGCUGCUGCAACUGCGAGUGCGUCCGCCACUCAGGGACAGGGAGACGUGGAGAAAGGUGGGGAGGAAGGAAGUGAGAAGAAUAUAACGAGGGUGGUUUCGACCACGAAAUUGUCAGCUGUAGCAGAGAAGGACGAUAGUGGUGUGAAAACAAUGCUUUCGCGGCCUGGUUCAGUACGGGGGAGCAAAUGGGGCCGUUUGUUGGGUUCGGCCAGCUUAGAUUCGAGCUCAGAGAGUUCCAACCAAGCCGGUACCGCUUUUCAACGUAGUCUCAGCGCAAAAGAUCCGAAAGAUAGACCCAGUUCGUCAUCGUCAGGUAGUUCUGGAAGUCAGCCAACUGCUGGAUCGGGAAAUAAGGUUUUCCCCAAGUUACAGAAAGUAUCGGCCACUUCAAAUCCAGCCAUAACUAGGCAGGACACCAUCGAUGAAAUGAAUGAAGUCGAACCUCCCCGAAACUUAUCCCUAAGAAAAAUGCAGAGUUACGACUGUGGUUUAAGAGAUCCCUCUACAGCCUCAAUGUAUCAAACCGUCCCAGACCCAAUCGCUCCACUAGAAUAUAAGGAAUUACUUACCAAUCUGAUGGAUUUUAAAGUAGACGUAAAACUCGAGAUCCAAAAGAUGAACCAAAAAAUGAACCACAUGGAGGAGAUGAUGAGCGAAAUCCUGAAGCGUCUCAGUCCCGAGACCAGUUCCAGUUCCCAAUCGCCCAACGACUCGACCGAUAACUUGUCAGUGAAGAAGUCUUCCACGCCACUGGAAAGACCCUCCGACCUUCUGCCAGGGAAGGGCGUGGGUGGGGUCGAGGGUACAGGUCUCGGGCCCAUCAUACUGAAGAAAAGAAGGUCGAAGACGAGAAUGAAAGGAUCGGCGCCAAAGGUGCCGACAACUCCCACCACUACAACUGGCACGGGCAAGCCAACUUCACCCGAGAGUUCGGCAACCAGUCCCACAGAAACGACCAAGAUGCUACAGGAACAGGUCCAGACACCGUCCUCACGUAAACCCAAGGAGUUUCUCUAACGGUCGCUGAGUUUAACUCAUGUCGAAGGUCGCUUCUGUUUUAAACGGCGCAAAAGCGGCUUGAGCUGCUUCGCCAAGGGGGAU
Sitophilus oryzae (rice weevil) is the source of this 2849-nucleotide messenger RNA. RefSeq names its product potassium voltage-gated channel protein eag-like. Lineage: Eukaryota; Metazoa; Arthropoda; Insecta; Coleoptera; Curculionidae. Gene Ontology annotation, molecular function: voltage-gated potassium channel activity. Gene Ontology annotation, biological process: potassium ion transmembrane transport; regulation of membrane potential. The transcript has 11 exons. The coding region runs from base 141 to 2765 and encodes 874 amino acids. Gene Ontology annotation, cellular component: membrane. The record is from RefSeq and is a predicted model, not a curated record.